UGGAGCUGCGGAGUCUGGCGUCUAUAAUUGAUUUCGUCUGCUGUCGGGCCAGUAUUGUUGUGAGCGUCGCGGGGAGCACAGAGCGCUUGCUGCUUAACUCAAUAUUUAUAUUCACUGACAUACGUCUCGCGAGGCCCUGAGUGACCAUGUGCGGAAUCUUCGCCUACCUGAACUUCUUGUCGCCGAAGAGCAGACAGGAGAUCAUCGAACUGCUCAUCAGGGGGUUGGAGAGGCUCGAGUACAGGGGCUAUGACUCCGCAGGCAUUGGUAUCGACUCUGUAACCAACGGGGUGACCCUAAUCAAGCAGUCCGGUAAGGUAAAGUGUCUGCGGGACAAGAUCGAGGCGCAGCAGAAGGACUUGGACUUCGAGCGGGAGUUGAACAUCCACGUGGGGAUCGCUCACACCCGCUGGGCGACGCACGGGGUUCCCUCCGACAUCAACUCCCAUCCGCAGAGGUCCGACGAGAACAACGAGUUCGUCGUCGUCCAUAAUGGCAUCAUCACCAACUACAAGGACGUUAAGGUGUUCCUGCUGCAGAAGGGGUACAAGUUCGAGUCAGACACCGACACGGAGAUCAUAGCCAAGUUGAUCAAGCACCUUCAUGUCCUCCACCCAUCCUACUCCUUCAGGGAGCUGGUCGAGCAGGUCAUCCAGCAGCUGGAGGGAGCCUUCGCCCUGGCGUUCAAGAGCAAGCACUUCCCAGGAGAGUUGGUGGUCACUCGACGAGGCUCCCCUCUGGUAGUGGGCAUCAAGACGAAGGAGAAGCUCGCGAGUGACCAUAUUCCAGUCCUCUACAGCAAAGAUUCACCCGAGAAGGUUGACCUCCAAGACUUGGAAGGUCUUCCUGCUAAAGAAGACAGUCAAGGAGAUCACCGCACCCACGUUUUUGAACUUCCUCACGGCCUUGCACGCACUGAAUCUACGGCCGAAUUCCUUCCUCUUGGAGACGACAAGGAAGUGGAGUAUUUCUUUGCGUCAGAUGCUUCUGCUAUCAUUGAACACACAAAUCGUGUCAUUUACCUCUUGGAUGAUGACGUUGCUAGUGUUGAUUCAGAAGGCAUCCUCAAGAUUCAUCGCCUCAAACGCUGCUUGGAAGACUCUCAUGCGCGGGAAAUUACCACACUGAAGAUGGAAAUCCAACAAAUAAUGAAGGGUAACUUCUCGUCGUUCAUGCAAAAGGAAAUCUUUGAACAGCCUGAAUCUGUUGUGAACACUAUGAGAGGACGCAUCAACUUCGACAGUGAAACUGUGGUAUUAGGUGGCAUUAAGGAACACUUGAGUGAAAUUCGUCGCUGCCGUCGACUUUUGUUGAUUGCUUGCGGGACGUCCUACCACUCAACCAUCGCCACACGACAGUUGCUGGAGGAGUUGACCGAACUUCCCGUCAUGGUGGAUUUGGCCUCCGAUUUCUUGGACCGCAACACGCCCAUUUUCAGAGAUGACGUUUGUUUCUUUGUAUCUCAGUCUGGAGAAACUGCAGAUACCCUACUAGCUCUGAGAUAUUGCAAGACCCGCGGCGCCCUUAUUGUAGGCAUCACCAACACCGUUGGUUCUUCCAUCUGCCGGGAAUCGCACUGUGGUGUUCAUAUUAACGCAGGUCCAGAGAUUGGUGUGGCCUCGACUAAGGCGUACACUUCGCAGAUGAUCUCGCUGGUAAUGUUCGCCCUCAUGAUUUCUGAAGAUCGCAUCUCUGCCCAGCCUCGCCGAUCAGAGAUUAUCCAGGGCCUCCGCAAGCUGCCCGAACAGAUUAAAGAGGUAUUGGCUCUAGACUCCAAGAUCCAAGAGAUUAGCAAGGAAGUGUUCAAGAAGAAGUCGCUGCUGGUGCUUGGUCGCGGCUACAACUACGCCACGUGUCUUGAAGGUGCACUAAAAAUCAAGGAAAUCACCUACAUGCACAGCGAGGGCAUCAUGGCCGGGGAGCUGAAGCACGGCCCCCUCGCUCUCGUCGACAAAGGCAUGCCCAUCAUCAUGAUCUGCACCAGAGACAACGUCUUUUUGAAAUGCAUGAACGCUCUACAACAAGUGACGGCCCGUGAAGGCCGGCCAUUCCUCAUCUGCAAUAAGGACGACGACGAGAUUAAGAAGUUUGCGUCUAACACCCUAGAGGUUCCCAAGACUGUGGACUGCCUUCAGGGUCUCCUCACGGUCAUACCGUUGCAGCUACUCUCCUACCACAUUGCGGUUCUUAGAGGCUGUAAUGUUGACUGCCCAAGAAACUUGGCAAAGUCCGUCACUGUCGAAUAAGUGUCACUCUUGUCGAUGCCCUGCGUUCAACUUGGGCACACUACAGUUUCUCGCGUGUCAAGCUUCGUAAUAGUGUGUUAUGGAAGUUGUCGAUAUGUAGCUUUCUGGAAAUUAAAUCUGAAUAGCUUGAAGCAGCAGCUCAAAAGAAAACUGUAGAUGGGUCUAAUUGACAUGCAGUUAAUGUCUGUGAUUGCUUUCCUCAUACUUCUUAUUCUUACCAAAAUCUCUCUUUGGUGUUGCUAAUACAUUCUAGUUUGUGACUUUUUAAAUUUUUUGUUAUAAUUUUAUUUGAAAGAUUUUGGCAGGAUUUUCUAAAGUUCUUCCAGCAAUAAAAUAACAUGAAGACACACUACACUUUUAUAUUAACCAUGUACUCAGCUUAUUAGUCCCAUCCAAACUUUAUAUGCCAUUAUUGACUUGACUUGUGACUCUCGCAAGUCAAGCCUGGCCUCGGGCCGGGCUUGGGGGCAGUAGAAGAACUCCCAGAACCCCAUCAACCAGGUAUUCUUUCAUAUCGAUGGCUUAUCAGUUGAGGAUAAAUUAAGACCCCAUGUAUAAGUGGAUGAGUAUUCUUGGUUUAUAUAGAGACACAAAGCAUAUAGAUACAAUUAGAGAAUUCAAAUUCUCUAUGAGGAUGAGGUCUUCAAACAGUGAUUGUUGUGUGUGUGUGUUUGUGUGUUUUCUGUAAACUAACGCAAUGUAAUAAAAUUAGAGAAUUUAUAAAUAUUGUAACCUGUUGGGCAAAAGUUGUAUAAAGGAGCAAAAUGAUGCUCAUGUGUAAAUAUGUAUUUAUUACCAACAUUGUUAAACUGCCAAAAUCUUUUACAUGAUCAUAAUUAAUGAGAGUUCUCAUGAUCCACUGUAAACGAUCCCUUUGGUUAAUUGUGUAUCACAGACGCAGUGUAUUAUGCCGAGGUCUUUGAACCCAAGAAAUCAUUUAAGUGCAAAAGUAUCUUUUGUGGCUUUUACCCGUCCUCGCUAAAGAAAGUUGUUGAUCAUUCACAAAUGAUUUUUAAUAACUAUCUGAAUUGGGAUUUUUUUUUUAGAAAUUUAAUGCUAAUUUUAUUCAAAGAAUGACACAAAUUAGAAGUACGGGACCAGAGUUUAAUUUGCUGUCUUUUUUUACUUUCAGCGUUCUUACAUAUAUUCUUAUAUAUAUUCUUCAGCUUACACUCUGUGGUUUGUUUGUGAAUUACACAGGCUGUACAAAAUAUGAAAACCUACCACAUGGUACUAGAAUCAUUCCUCGUGACAUGAGAAAGACUUUAAUGCUGCAUAAUGAACAACAUGCAGCAUUUGAUUCAUUUCCUGUCUCCUAUACUGCUAUAGCUAUUAUGUACAGUAUACAACUUUUGUAACGAGCCUUUACUCAAAGAUAUUGUAAAUGGGAUUGGAAAUAAAAAGUUGAAUUCUU
This is a messenger RNA of Procambarus clarkii (red swamp crayfish), 3660 nucleotides long. NCBI's taxonomy places the organism in Eukaryota, Metazoa, Arthropoda, Malacostraca, Decapoda, Cambaridae. The record is from RefSeq and is a predicted model, not a curated record.